Molecule: messenger RNA, 515 nt
Organism: Medioppia subpectinata
Lineage: Eukaryota; Metazoa; Arthropoda; Arachnida; Sarcoptiformes; Oppiidae
Source: the annotation of a GenBank genome assembly
CCCCAAAAGCUGUGAUCACAUGACUAGACAUUGUUAUGAAAUGAAAUGAUGGCAAACAUUUGUGGCAAACGAUUCGCCCGACUAUUCACUCAAUUAGAGGCCAAAGCGUGGCCUCAAAGGCCACACACUGUCGGCAAACAAGUGUCGCGAAAGAGUCACGGAUACGCUGGUUAUCGUGAGUGGAAUUGGGAGCCAAACCGACCGUUCAUUCAACGCAUCGCUCACUUCAAUGCGGCCCUCAUGUGGUGUUAUAUCUAUUGGUCUUUCAGACACAACUGGCGAGAACUCGUGGGCGAAUAUGUUUGGCCGCAAAGGAGUGAGUGGUCUAACGAGCACUUAGGCAUACCUCCCGAUGACGUCGACUGAACCCUCAAACCACUCAAUAUUGCUUUCAAUUUAGGUCUUAAUCUCUUAGCGAUUAGUGUUUUGCUUCAAAUUUAGUAAAUGUAUAGAAAUUGUAAUUAAAUAUCGAUUUAUUUGAAUAAAAUUGGAUUUAAAUUAAAAUGCAAUUCAAA